Molecule: messenger RNA, 2184 nt
Organism: Helobdella robusta
Lineage: Eukaryota; Metazoa; Annelida; Clitellata; Rhynchobdellida; Glossiphoniidae
Exons: 20
Coding region: 1-2184 (727 amino acids)
Biological process (GO): phosphatidylinositol dephosphorylation
Cellular component (GO): intracellular membrane-bounded organelle
Molecular function (GO): phosphatidylinositol-3,5-bisphosphate 5-phosphatase activity
Source: RefSeq, a predicted model, not a curated record
AUGGAGAAAAAUAAAAGCACUCUACAACGCUGCAUGGUUGGAUUAGUGCAGAAGAUUGCCGUCUAUGAAACUAAAUCAAGAUUCUAUCUAGUUGGAUCUAACAGCAAUGAGUCCAAAUUCAAGGUGAUUAAAAUUGACAGAUUGGAACCCAAGGAUCUCAAUAUACAUGAUGAUCACUUAGAAUACACAGCCCAAGAGGUCAAAGAUCUAUUGCAAAUGAUCGACCAGGGAAAUCGCUUUACAAAGGUCCCACAGAAAGGAUCCAAUUCUGUCGGAUUGAAAAAGACACAUUCGGCUUUUGGUAUUGUUGGCUUUGUGAGAUUUCUGGAAGGCUACUACAUGAUCCUGAUAACAAAACGACGGAAAGUCUCUGAGAUCGGGCCCCAUACUAUAUACAAAAUCGAAGAUACGACAAUGGUCUACAUUCCCAAUGUAAACUAUAACAGUAAUAAUAAUAAUAAUUAUGGUUACAAUAAAAUGACAAAUCCAGAUGAGAAUAGGUAUGUUAAGAUGUUUCAAAACGUUGAUCUAUCAAGUAACUUUUAUUACAGUCACAGCUACGACUUGUCCAAUACGCUCCAGCAUAAUAUGACGCCCAAUAAUAAUAAUUCUGUUAGCGAAGAGAAAACUAAUGAUAUUCCUGAAAGCAGUUGGUUUUAUGAUUCUUCUUGCGUUGGCGUGAGGUGGAGCCCUUGCUGGCGUUUUGUUUGGAAUGAAUACCUGCUGAAAGAUGCCAAAAAUAUUCUUCAUUUUGAUUGGCUGCUGUAUAUAACCCACGGCUUCAUUGGCCAAUCAAAUAUAAACGUUUACAACAAGAACAUCUUCUUAACUCUAAUCGCUCGAAGAUCCAACAAAUUUGCCGGAACUAGAUACCUCAAGAGAGGAGCCAACAUGGGGGGCUCUGUUGCUAAUGAGGUUGAGACGGAGCAGAUCAUCAUCGAUGCUUCUUACACUAACCUCGACAUGAUUAGGUUUACUUCGUUCGUUCAGACAAGAGGCUCCAUACCAUUGUACUGGUCUCAAGAUAACAACAAGAUGGUCCCUAAGCCUCCAAUCAUCUUGGACCAAUCAGAUCCUUUCGGCUCGGCUGCAGGCCAACACUUCAACCAAUUAUUGGGCAGGUUUGGGUCGCCGGUCAUCGUCCUUGACCUCGUCAAGAAAAAAGAGAAGAAGAAACAUGAAAGUCUAUUGAGUGACGAGUUUGUGGUCUGUAUCAAAUACCUCAACCAGUUCCUACCAGUAGAGCACAGGAUAAAAUACAUUGGUUACGAUAUGGCGCGCGUCAGCAAAAACUGUCCACUGGACGUGUUAGCGUCACACGAGGAGGCGGGCAGACGUCAGAAUGGCGUCGUUCGAACCAACUGCAUAGACUGUCUGGACCGGACGAACACCGCACAAUAUGCCAUUGCCAAAUGCGCCCUAAUUAAACAACUCUACUCACUUGGAGUCAUAGAUAACUUUUCGUUGGAUUAUGAUUCCGAUUGUAUGAGAAUGAUGGAGGAUCUAUUUGAGGAUCAGGGUGACACGUUGGCCCUCCAGUACGGGGGGUCCCAGCUGGUCCACCGGAUUCGAGGGUACCGGAAGUUGACCGCAUGGACGUCAAGCUCUAGGGACAUCAUGCAGACCCUCUCUAGAUAUUACAGUAAUACGUUUUCAGACUCGGAGAAACAAAACGCCAUGAAUAUCUUUCUUGGCGUGUUCAUUCCAUCGUCCCGAUCUUCCCCAUCGCAAGCCAGUGGCAGCAAACAGAUCUGGGAGCUAUCUAGUGAUUACUACAUACACAACGAAGCAGCUCUUGAUCUAGGCAAGCUAAAUAGGAGAAGUUAUUGUCAGUGGUGGGACCAGCGUAUAUUAGACUGCCUUCCUUAUUCCUAUGAAGAUGAGAGCAAAGGCAUUUUAGAUGAACAUCUGGCUGUUGAGUAUCAUGAAAGAAGCAGCGAGCAGGUGAACCUACUCGACGAUUUGUAUAAGCCACAUGAGAUGACUUCGUUUGACGACCUUUUUGCCAUGAACAUGUCUCACUCUCUAAAAGAUUUCAUGCCAAAGUCUUCGAGUGACAUCAGCCCAUUUUGUACUCGCAUGUACACUUCUAGUGGGAAGAAAGCUACUGGGUAUGUAUGUUGCGUGAUGUUAUAUUUUUCAUUGUUACCAACCAAUCAUUCAACUAAUCAAUCAACAAACUGA